Messenger RNA from Cimex lectularius (bed bug), 7724 nucleotides. It is a transcript of the gene Dcr-1, whose product is annotated as endoribonuclease Dcr-1. The transcript has 28 exons. Gene Ontology annotation, molecular function: RNA binding; protein binding; ribonuclease III activity. The record is from RefSeq and is a predicted model, not a curated record. NCBI's taxonomy places the organism in Eukaryota, Metazoa, Arthropoda, Insecta, Hemiptera, Cimicidae. Gene Ontology annotation, cellular component: cytoplasm; RISC complex; nucleus. Gene Ontology annotation, biological process: apoptotic DNA fragmentation; pre-miRNA processing; siRNA processing. Bases 602 to 6541 code for a protein of 1979 amino acids.
CUUUUUCCUCUUCGGCCGAGUCGCAAGGCCUUUUUCUCCUCUUUCAGAAGGGCGGUGAAACGGCUCGAAAGCCCCGACGGGUAGAUUCUAAAUAGAAGAAAAGUCAGAUUUAUCCCGAUUUAACCUUUCCUCUUCUCGGGCCGAGUCGGAUAAAAUGUCGCCCCCUCCAAGGCUACGUCCGCAGUCUUUUUUCCCCGAUUUUUUCCAUUCUGCGAAAAUCCUUCUAUUUUCUACGUUAAUCUACGUAAAAGUGCUUUAUUCCUUGUAAAACUGGACUGACGCCUUUUGACGUUUCCAGUCGACCGCAACAGCGAGCUCAGAGCUGGCGACGCGACUUCAAUCGUUGCCGUUUGUCAGCUGUUUUCCACCUUCUACGAAUCUUCUUCCACUUUUUGAAACUGAACUUCUUCUAAUGAAUCUCUUCUCGUCCUCUUUUGUACAAUUCAUAUUUGCGAAUAAACGAAAGAAUUCACGGUCUAUUUUUUAGUUUUUGUAUAGGUGAAUAUAUUAUUAUUUAAAAAAAUAAAAGAAAAAAAAUAAAGGCCUUUAGUUGCGUCCGGAGUCUGCAAGUGUGUGGUUAUAAACAAAGCGGCAGUGCUCAAUGGCAUGUUUCUUCACGGAAAAUGUUCACACGAAAUCUUUCACCCCACGAGAGUUUCAAGUUGAGCUUUUGGAUUCAGCUAAAGAGAGAAAUAUUGUAGUCUGCCUUAACCCAGGCACAAAUAAGACAUUUAUCGCAUUAAAAUUACUACAGGAGCUAUCAAAUUCUAUUAGAGGAUCUAAGUUAUGCAAACGCACUUUAUAUAUUGGCAAUGAAAGAUCGGUAGAAUAUUUUGGAAAUAUUGUUCGGCAUUUAACAGAUUUAGUGACUGGAAAAUAUGUCGAUACCUCAUCGUGUUUCCAUGAAGAAGAUCAGGUUUUAACAGUAACAUACGAAGUUUGCCAAGCAUGGCUCUCAAAAGGUGUUUUGAAUUGGAAAAGCAUAAACGUUGUCAUAAUCGAAGAUUGUCAUUAUUCGUUAUGCAACCAUCCUCUGAGACAAAUUAUCAUAAAUUUAAAAGAUGUUCAAGGAAACCGCCCUAAAAUUCUUGGUCUAACAACACCUUUGUUUUCCAACUGUGAUGUUGAGCCCGGGUGUGUAGAAGCCCAAGUGAAACGGUUAGAGUUAGAUUUGAAGAGCAAAGUUGAUACUGCUAGCGAUAUUGUCUCUAUCCUAAGGUACAGUGCUCAUCCAAAAGAGUUGUUAGUAGUAUGUGAUAAUCCAUCAAAGGACGAUUUAAUGAAUUUGUUGGAAUCAGAAGUGAGAAAAGUCAGACUUUUUCUAGAUGAUCAUAGGUACGAUCCUUUUGAAAUUUACGACGAAAGCUUUAGCGAUGAGCUAAAGGACAUACCGGAUCCCAAAACUCAACCCAAUUCUAUCUUAGACGAUUUUAUAGAAAUACUUCACACAAUGGGUGCUUGGUGUGCUGACAAAGCGGCAAUGGUGCUUGCUGUUGAUAUCGAAAAACUUAAAGUUAAAACCCCGUAUGAGAGACAUUUUUUACUUCUUUGUUUAGUUUCAUCUCUACUUUUUAAAAUACGAGCAUUUUGUGAUGAAGCAUUUCAGGGGAUGACUGAAUUGGAAAAGAUUAAUAAAUUCUCAUCACCUAGGGUUUUGAGACUUGUAGAAAUAGUGAGACAAUUUAAGCCAAAGAAGCCGAUUGAUUGUAUAGGAUCUUCUGAUACAGGAAAAGAUGAGAAAAUUGUUAUUGCAGAUGAUGGGAAAUGUGAGAGUGAAACGAAAAACAAUGAGGAAAGAAAUAAAUGUGAAGAAAAAUUAGAAAACGAACCAAAGACUGAUCAUUUAGAAAAUUCUAAUUUACAGAAUGAAAAUCAUGAAAUUGAGGAAAAGGUGGACGGAUCUGUUAAGAAGAGAGCUAUUUUGGCCUGUUUUGUAUGUGGCAAAGUAAAUUGCAGUGGCAGCAAUGUUUCAAAAGAAACUGACACGUGCACUGAUGAUAACAAUGAAAUAUGUAAAAACAAUACUGAAGUGAAAUCACCAUCAGAGGUACAACUAGAAAAUAGCAUAAAUAGAUGGGAUAGGCAUGGUGAACUGUCGCAUCACAGACCGAAUAGCCGUUGGAAAGGGAGAGGUCGUAGUUAUAGGUUACGCAGGGGUGGGAUAAAUUUUUCAUCCAGGCAUUACAGGAACCAUAACACAGAUGACACGGAAAGUCUAUGCGGAAUAAUAUUUGUGCAGAAGAGAUUCACUGCAAAAAUAUUGUAUCACUUAUUCAAUGAUUUGCAUAAAAACGAUCCAGAUUUUGUAAAUAUAGUCACCCUUUACACUGUUAACAAAACGGCAGAUCCCAACUUGGAUCCGAGAGAGGCCGAAGUUGAACAUCGGAAACAGGAGGAUGUCCUUAAGAGGUUUCGGAUGAGAGAAUGUAAUUUGGUCAUUGCAACAUCCGUGCUUGAAGAAGGUAUAGAGCUUCCUAGAUGUAACUUAAUUGUUAGAUAUGAUCUUGUGACGGAAUUUAAAAGCCAUGCUCACUGUAAGGGUAGAGCUCGCCAGCAAAUAUCGUACUACAUCCUCUUGGUUGAAAAAUCACUUCUUGCAUCAUUCAUGAAGCUAUAUUCAAAAUUCAUUUGUACUGAAAAGAUUCUUCUUGGUCGUACAAUGAACCAUGAACCUUCAGAGAGUGAAGAGCAAGAAGCUGACCUUUAUAAUCACUGUGUGCCCUAUUAUCAGCCUGUAGCAGGCAAAGAAUCGGCUAAAGUUGACCUUUCUAACGCAAUCGCUUUAGUGAACAGAUAUUGUGCCAAACUGCCAAGUGAUACGUUUACACGGUUGGUACCAUUGUGGAAUACUAGGGAGGUCGUACACAAAGGUAGAUUGAUGUACUACACAACCGUCAGACUGCCAAUUAACUCCCCAAUAAAAGAAGAUAUUAUUGGGCACCCGAUGCAUUCAAAAGUUCUUGCGAGGCGAAUCGCAGCAUUAGAGACUAGCCGGGUACUUCAUUUACGGGGUGAAUUGGACGAUAAUUUAGAACCAAUUGGAAAAGAAGCCUUCAACUCUGGCAUUGGAGAAGAAGAUUUGACUCCGAGCACGUGGGAUCCUAACCUACCCCGGCCUGGUACGACCAAGAGUAGGCAGUAUUAUUAUAAAAAGAUUGCCAGCUGUUUAAAUGAUUGCCGGCCUAUUGCUGGUGUCGAGGUGAAAUUGUAUAGCAUCGACAUGGAUCUCACUUGCCCUUUGCCGGAAGAACAAAAUACGCGUGGAAGAAAACUGCACCCUCCAGAACUUGCUGUUCAAGGGUUUGGUAUUCUGACAAUGAAGACGAUCCCCAAGAUCUGCCCCUUUCCGAUAUUUACGAGGUCAGGUGAAGUGAGGGUCAAUUUAAGGCUCUGUUCUUCCAGUAUUGUCCUUAGCGAACACAAUGUCGAAACGAUAACAGCAUUCCUCAAUUUUAUAUUUACUUCUGUGCUAAGGCUGCAAAAGUAUUUGAUGAGCUUUGAUCCAGAAGCUACAGAAAAUUCGUUUUUCAUUGUACCUACUAAAAAAGUUAGGUGUGGCAUAAAUGUGGUCGAUUGGGAAUUUUUAGAAACAAUUUACAAAAGAAGGCAUGAAUCACCGCAAACAGUGCCAGAAGAAGAAAGAAAAUCAUUUACAUUUGACCCAUCGAUGUACAGAGAUGCGGUUGUCAUGCCGUGGUAUCGUAAUCAAGACCAACCACAGUACUUUUAUGUAGCGGAAAUUUGCAAUCAUUUAAACCCAAAAUCUGAAUUUCCUGGUAGCGAUUAUAGCAGUUUUGAGGAUUAUUAUAAAAAAAAAUACGGCAUACAAAUACAAAAUUCAACUCAGCCUUUGCUUGAUGUCGAUCAUACUUCAGCACGGUUAAAUUUUCUGACGCCUCGUUAUGUCAAUCGUAAAGGAGUUGCGCUUCCGACAAGCAGUGAGGAAACAAAGAGAGCCAAGAGGGAAAAUCUAGAGCAGAAACAAAUUCUAGUAGCGGAGCUUUGCCUUAUUCAUGUUGUACCUGCAUCUUUAUGGCGCCAAGCAGUCUGUUUGCCUUGUAUACUUUACAGGAUAAACGCCCUUCUCUUGGCCGAUGAAAUAAGAACCACUGUUGCAAAAGAAGUCUCUUUAGGACUCAUCGACCUGCCUGCGGGUUUCACCUGGAGUCCAUUGGAUUUCGGAUGGAGUUUAGCUGAUGUUCUGAAAAAAUCGAAAGAGCAAGCGUCAAAAAAAGAUGAAGAUGAUGAAGGCCUUGGUUCAAACACGGUUUCUCCCUCUACUACUGCAAAUCCUGAGAAUAAGCAAGAAGACAGUUUAGAGAUAAAAGAGGUGGAUAAAGAAACAACUGCACAAUCGGAUGAAGAAAGUAAACCUCAAGAUUGGAUGGAAAUUGGGACUUGGUCAAAUGAAAUGGCACAACUAGAAAAUCAACUCGAUUUGCCUCCUAAUCUUACAAUGGUCCGGUACGGGUCUCCCACCAGUUGGGAAGUUGGUGGUAACAUGACCUACGAUUAUUACUAUUCAGAUGCUGAGUCAGAUGACAGUAGUGAUGACUUUGAUAUCAGUUCAGAAAACUCAGACGACAAUUCGUCAUGUGCUUCGACUGGAUUAAAGAUCACAUUUCAAAGUGACUACAUCGCAGAAGCUGUUGAUGAUGAAGAGCACAUAAAAAGAUUGGCCCUUGUCCAUCAAGACUAUGCUGGAAGUGGUGAUGCAUGGUCUUGGGAUUGUGAUAAUUUAAUUGAAGAACUCAAGAUGGAGAUUGAAGAGGAAGUCAAAAUUUUUCAAGAACAAGCAAAUAUGAUAGAAGACAUGGAGACAGAAGAGGCACUUGUACAUAUGAACCAGCCACUUGUCAUAAACCGGGCAGCCAUAAAAGAAAACUCUGAUAAUGAAUCACGUGUCAAACAGUUAGAUUAUGAAGUCGAGAGCUACAGCAUGCCAGAAUAUAUUGCAGUAGACAAAUCAAGACAAGGGAAGGAGCCAUAUGAAAAUAAUCACACCGACGAAAAGACGACUGACCAAGAGGAGUCAGAAGAUGAAGUUGAAUUCAUAUUUAGCUUUGAUAAACAGCCAGAUCUUAAAGGGCAUCCUGGGCCAAGUCCUAGCCUCCUUCUUCAGGCUCUGACUAUGUCGAAUGCAAAUGAUGGGAUAAACUUAGAAAGAUUAGAAACAAUCGGUGACUCAUUUUUAAAAUAUGCUAUAACAACUUACCUAUAUUGCACCCACGAAAACAUCCAUGAAGGAAAACUAAGCCACCUUCGCUCAAAACAGGUCAGCAAUUUGAAAUUGUAUAGAUUAGGCCAGAAUAAAGUCUUCGGUGAAAGCAUGAUAGCAAGUAAAUUUGAACCUCAUGAUAAUUGGCUGCCACCUUGUUACUUGGUGCCUCGUGACGCUGAACAAGAAUUGGUCGAUCAGGAACCUGUUACAAGUCUUCCCUACAAUUUAGUCACGCAACAUUCCAUCCCAGACAAAAGCAUUGCUGAUUGUGUUGAGGCUUUAAUUGGAGCAUAUUUAAUAGAAUGUGGUCCCAGAGGUGCCUUGAUAUUCAUGUCCUGGCUUGGAAUUAAGGUCCUGCCUAAGGAAGAAGUGGUGGUUAAAAAUGGUAUUAUUGACCGUCCUGUUGGUAGUUAUCUCCCUGUCGAAGGAAUUCAAGUGCGUUUUGGAAUGUUGCAACCUCCCAAAUCACCUCUUUUAAGGCAUGUUGAAGACCCUGAAGGCGAACUCUUAAGACUCAUGGCUGGAUUUGAUUCACUUGAAAGGAAAUUGAAAUACUCCUUUCGGGACAAGUCUUUUCUCCUUCAGGCGAUGACCCACACAUCGUAUUCGCCGAAUCGUCUGACAGAUUGUUAUCAGAGGCUCGAAUUCCUUGGAGAUGCUGUAUUAGAUUAUUUAAUCACACGCCAUUUAUACGAGGAUAAACGAGCCCACAGCCCUGGAUCACUCACAGAUCUAAGGUCAGCUCUUGUCAAUAACACAAUAUUCGCUUCGCUGGCUGUUAAGCACGGUCUUCACAAAUACUUCAGACACCUCUCACCAGGACUUGGGGAAGUGAUUCAGCGCUUUGUCACAAUACAGGAGCAAACAAGCCAUGCUAUUAGUGAAGAGUACUAUUUGGUGGGCGGUGAUGCUGAAGAUGUUGAAGUUCCCAAAGCUCUAGGUGAUGUUUUUGAAUCAGUUGCCGGUGCUAUCUUCCUAGAUAGUGAUAUGUCAUUAGAUACAGUGUGGAAUGUUUAUUAUAGAAUGAUGAAAAAAGAAAUAGAGCAAUUCAGCACUAAAGUGCCUAAAUCACCGAUCCGUGAGCUUCUAGAACUUGAACCAGAAACAGCUAAGUUCAGUAAACCAGAGAAACUUGCUGAUGGCCGGCGUGUUCGAGUGACGGUUGAGGUGUUUGGUAAAGGAACGUUCAAAGGUAUAGGACGCAAUUAUAGAAUUGCUAAGUGCACUGCAGCCAAAUGUGCUCUUAAACAGCUCAAGAAAAAAGGCCUUCUAGCUCGGAAGUUGUGCUACUUCAACUCUUAUCCAUUCCACCAAGCCUAACUUUACCAGAAUUCUCUUUUGGUUAUAAACAUUUUAAUUGUUUUAUAACAAAAUUACGUUGAUACUUUCAGUCAGAAAUGAAAACAAGGAGAGUAUUAAUUUGAGGGAAAGGCUUAAACCUUGUUUAACAGAUUUUAACCAUUUAAAUUUUUUGUUUUAAAUGGUGGUUAUUUCCAGUUUUACACACUUUAUCACCUAUUUUGUCUUAUUUUAUCCCAACAGUACGCCUUACGUUUUAAUUAUUAUUUUUUAUUUUUUUUGUGUGUCGAUUAUGAAAAUUGAUUUACAUUUUAUGAUAAUAUUUAAUUAAUAAAAAAUUGGUAUCAAACAUUUUAAUUAAUGUCUCCUUUAGGCCAUUCACACGAUAUAAAAUUUGUAGUUCUGUCAAUUUAUGCCUAUUGACCAAUGUUGUGUCUAAUUUGAAGAAAAAGUAUUUUUUGAAAAAUUAAUUAUUAUAAUUUUAUUUACUUUAAACUUGUAAUCUAGUCAAUUCCAGUGUUUUUCAAUGCAAGCAAAGUGAAAUUAUAAUAAAGUUGGAAUUUUUUUAAGGAUUUGUAGCGCAGUAUUUAAUAUUUGCCUUCCUUAAAAAAAUUAUGAAUUAAGAUAGUUUAAAAACUUAAUGACUUAAUUUGGAAUUGUAUCUAAAGAUUUAAAGCUGCCAAAAUUUGACUAAAGUUUAAAGCACACACUCAGAAAAAAGUGUAAAUUAUCUGUACAUUAUUCACUGUGCAAGCAUUAAUAUACAUGUAAAAUUUUAGUCAAAUUAUGCAAUGACAUAUAUUUGAAAUGUGUAUUUGUUAAGACUGAAUUGUUUCAUGUAAUGAGACAAUGAAUACAGGCGUGAGAUAUUUUGUGUAUGUCAAUGGCAAUAAUGUUUAAUGUUUUGGCUGUAUGAUAUAACGUGUCACUCUCAAACACCACACACUUGCUGCUUGCAGCAAGCUUUUUAUUAAAUCUUGUAUUUUUUAUCAAAUUUGCUUACUCUAUUGUAAAACAAUAUUAAUAAAAAAAACCGUCAACCUACCUCUAGGCCAUAUUUUUGUUGAAUGAGUACAGUAAUGUAGAACAAUGAUGCAUUUAUAAACUACGUUUUAGGAAAUGAAAUGGAAUAUCAGUAACAACUUAAAAUUAUACUGUGAUACAAAAAAUAGAAAAUGAUUGAUAAAUAAUAAAAUAUAUUUCA